Messenger RNA from Trametes versicolor FP-101664 SS1, 624 nucleotides. RefSeq lists its product as uncharacterized. NCBI's taxonomy places the organism in Eukaryota, Fungi, Basidiomycota, Agaricomycetes, Polyporales, Polyporaceae. The transcript is spliced from 7 exons. The record is from RefSeq and is a predicted model, not a curated record. The coding region runs from base 28 to 555 and encodes 175 amino acids. Gene Ontology annotation, biological process: protein peptidyl-prolyl isomerization; protein folding. Gene Ontology annotation, cellular component: intracellular membrane-bounded organelle. Gene Ontology annotation, molecular function: peptidyl-prolyl cis-trans isomerase activity.
ACCCCAUCUAAGAACUUGUCUUGUGUCAUGUCGAGCAACACCACAACGCGCCCCAUCGUCUUCAUGGAUGUCAACAUUGGCGAGACGCCCGCAGGCCGCCUGAAGAUGGAGCUGUUCAGCGACAUCGUGCCGAAGACCGCUGAGAACUUCCGGCAACUAUGCACAGGAGAGUACAGAGUGAACUCGCGUCCUCAAGGGUACAAGGCUGCUACCUUCCAUCGCAGCGUCCCAAACUUCAUGGUUCAAGGCGGUGACUUCAUCAAGGGAGACGGAACAGGCUCUUUCUCGAUAUACGGAGACAAAUUCCCCGACGAGAACUUCAAAGAGAAGCACACCGGCCCAGGCCUUCUAUCAAUGGCCAACUCAGGUCCUAAUACGAACGGCUGCCAGUUCUUCAUCACCACAGCGAAGUGCGACUUCCUGGACGGGAAACACGUUGUGUUCGGGAGGGUGAUAGACGGCAUGCUCACGCUGCGGAAGAUUGAGAACGUGCCUACGGGCCCGAACAAUAGGCCCAAGCUUGCAGUGAAGAUAGUAGAAUGCGGCGAGAUGUAAAAAGUAUAUGUUUUGUAACAAUAUCACGGUGUAUUACGUACUGCUGCCAGAUGCCAGUCUCUUCUUGAC